GCCCUGGGCGGCCAGCAGCGCGUCCUGCUCAACAUCUCCGGGCUGCGCUUCGAGACGCAGCUGGGGACCCUCAGCCAGUUCCCGGACACGCUGCUUGGGGACCCCGAGAAGCGCAUGCGGUACUUCGACCCGCUGCGCAACGAGUACUUCUUCGACCGCAACCGGCCCAGCUUCGACGGCAUCCUCUACUUCUACCAGUCGGGCGGCAAGCUGCGGCGGCCCGUCAACGUCUCCAUCGAUGUCUUCGCCGACGAGAUCCGCUUCUACCAGCUGGGCGACGAGGCCAUGGAGCGCUUCCGCGAGGACGAGGGCUUCAUCCGCGAGGAGGAGAAGCCGCUCCCGGCGCACGAGUUCCAGCGUCAGGUGUGGCUCAUCUUCGAGUACCCAGAAAGCUCCAGCUCUGCGCGGGGCAUCGCCAUCGUCUCGGUGCUCGUCAUCCUCAUCUCCAUCAUCACCUUCUGCCUGGAGACGCUGCCCGAGUUCCGCGACGAGCGGGAGCUGCGCGUGCCCCUGCUCCCAUCGCCCAACGGCACGGCGGAAAGCGCCCCGACGGCGCCCAGCACCCUCAGUGACCCCUUCUUCAUCAUCGAGACCACGUGCGUCAUCUGGUUCACCUUCGAGCUGCUGGUGCGCUUCUUCGCCUGCCCCAGCAAGCCCGAGUUCUCCAGGAACAUCAUGAACAUCAUUGACAUUGUGGCCAUCAUCCCCUACUUCAUCACGCUGGGGACGGAGCUGGCGCAGGAGCAGCAGAAGAAGGAGCAGCCGCAGGGCAGCAGCAGUAGCAGCAGCAGCAGCAGCAACGGAGGCCAGCAGCAAGCCAUGUCCUUGGCCAUCCUCAGAGUCAUCCGCCUGGUCAGGGUCUUCCGGAUCUUCAAGCUCUCCAGGCACUCCAAGGGGCUGCAGAUCUUGGGUCAGACUUUGAAAGCCAGCAUGAGGGAACUGGGCCUUCUCAUCUUCUUCCUUUUCAUCGGCGUGAUUCUCUUCUCCAGUGCCGUUUAUUUUGCUGAGGCUGAUGAUCCCGAAUCACAUUUCUCCAGCAUCCCUGAUGCCUUCUGGUGGGCCGUGGUCACCAUGACCACGGUGGGCUAUGGAGAUAUGAGGCCUGUCACUGUGGGGGGCAAGAUUGUGGGGUCCUUGUGCGCCAUUGCCGGCGUGCUGACCAUCGCCCUUCCUGUCCCGGUUAUUGUCUCCAACUUCAACUACUUCUACCACCGAGAAACGGACCAUGAGGGAGAGGCCAUCCUCAAGGAGGAGUCUAGUACUGCUCAAGGCGGCUCAGCCGGGGACUUGAAGAGACGAACCAGCAAAAACUCUUUGGACAAAUCCGUUGUGCACUUGGAAAACGCUGAGGGGGUUACCAAUGGGACCGGGUCUGUGGAGAAAGCCAACAUCAAAGCUAAAAGCAGCAUGGAUCUCAGAAAAUCUCUCUAUGCACUCUGCCUGGAUACCAACAGGGAAACAGACUUGUAAGACAAGGGGAAUAGGAAGAACGUUUGCUUGAUGGAAUUGUUAGAGAAAGCUAAAUGGUACUGUCACUUGGUAUUCAUUUUUGAAAUAUGGUAGCCGUUCUUAAGAAACCUUCAGGAAAAAGCAAGUUAUUUUGUUUCAUUUUGGUUUUUAAUGUUCUCCCCUUCCCAUGAGACUGUCAUCUAUUUAUAAAACCAGCUAAGACUAAGCUAGACACCUCCCAUUAUCUAGGAGGCUUUCUAAGCUGUUAAGUGCAAAUUGAUGUUGCUUGCGGAUAAUUUAUUUUACUAAAAAAGAAACAGUUCAUUUGUAGCACAGUUCAUUUGUCCAAACCCUCUUUUUCCAUGGGAAGUAAAUGGAUUAUUUGUUGGUACUGUAGUUUCAAGCUGAAAUAUUUCUAUUUUCUAUGUCUGAUUAUAUUUAUAGAUGAAAAGAGCACUUUUUCGGUGAUGUAUGACUUCAUAAAAUCUCUAGAAACUUUUAGUGAAGUAAUAUAUCUCCCCCCCUUUUAGUACAAAACUGAUUUUCUCGUGUGUGAAGUGAAUGUGGUAUUUUCAGCCUUCUAGCAGAAAAGUAUUUUGUUGUCAGAGUUGGGGUUUUGUUCUCUUGUUGAGCCUUAAAUUAUUUAAAAUGCAGAUUUUUUUUCUUAAUAAAUACAUAUAAUACUGUAUAAUAUUUCUGAUAAUCCAGUGAUGUGCUUUUUAUCCCAAGAAACAAAAAUCUUAAAAGUUUGUUGCUGUUGCUGUUUGGUUGUUUGUCCUUUAUAACUGGUGUUUUUUAAGGGUUUUGUUUUGUUCUGUUACUAGAAACUGUUUACUAUUAAUCAGGUUUGAUUCAAGUGCACCACAGAUCAAAGGCACUGGACAUGACAUAAGCAGAGCAUGAGCAUAAAUAUGCUCAGGAUGUGAAACCUUUUGAAUUGGCACUCUAGAUUCCAUAUAGUACCAUUUAGUGCUUUCACUGUAUGGUUGAUCACUGACAGUAUUUCAGGAAUGGUCGCUUCUGAAAGUAUCAAAUGCAGUUAUCUAAACAAUGCUCUUGUGGCUUCGAUUUUGCAUGGGACAAGCAUGGAGAAAUCUUCAAUGGGCCCAUUUGGCAGUCUCUUGCACAGAAGUUCUGGAAUGAUAAAUGGCAGGAGUCAAGACUACCUUUAUGAAGCACAGAACUCCAUUGUUCAUCUAGGAUAAUGCAGCCUGCUGUGAAAUCAGCUGAGCCAUGUCUUCAGACAACCAUCCUCGAUCAUUUUUGUUGUUGCUGCAGCAAGGAGCCAAGUCAUAUGAGUUUGUGUCGAACUCCCAUUUCAUUGUGAAUGAAGGUUUCAGCCCUUUACCAAUGAACAUGAAGAGGACCGGCAAUCAAGGUGACAGAAGAUUCUUGGCUCAUGUUUACCUGAUGCUAUGCAUUCAUCGUUAUGUCCCACUGAGUUUAAUGGAGAAUAUGCUGAACUCAACGUGCAUAACAUCUUAGAAGACUCUGGAAAAGUGAAACUUUGUAGCUGUAACAGUUGCAAAUGAUGAAAUCUGUAUUUUUAAACAAAGACCUUGGUUUACAUUUUCAAUAAAACCUUUUAAUUUUA
This is a messenger RNA of Podarcis muralis (Common wall lizard), 3043 nucleotides long. The record is from RefSeq and is a predicted model, not a curated record. Lineage: Eukaryota; Metazoa; Chordata; Lepidosauria; Squamata; Lacertidae.